UUUUGGCUCGAGGUAGUAUGGCGUCUCACGCGAUCUCCUCCAAAUGGCUUCUGCCGUAAAGACCGUGAGGAAUGGCGAAAUCGAUGGCCCGUGCCAAGUGGAACAACUGCCCUGCCAUGAGCCCUUUGAGCCCAAAGAACCUCGAGAACCACCUCGAAGUUCUGCGCUGCGGGGGCUUCUCUAUCAAAGGGAGAGGCCUGCGAGAGACAGUAAAGUUCAUUGGGAUGAAGAGUGCAUUGCCGAGCAUGACAAGGAGCGUGGCACACGUCAAAAGAUUGACGAGCCGGAUACUCCUUUCGUGCGAAGCCCGCAAGAGUCUGACGAUGAGGCGCAGGAGAGCGCCAGUCGAGCUCAGCCAAUCAGGCACGUCAAGGUAGCAUCUCAGGCGGCUGAAGAUGAUGAAGAAAGGAGAACGAUGUCCCCGCUGUCGCCAGAUGGAAUGGCGCUGUUGACAGACAAAUUGAAUCGUGGAUUGCAAUUCGAUGUCCACGAAGGCGAAGAAGAUCUCCCAUCGAAGGAUGACUGGAGGUCUAAGCGGAACGCGCACUACCGUGAUAUGGCAGCGGCCUUCCGUAAUGCGCCUUCGGAAGAUAGUGAAGGGAGCGACAGUGAUUGAUGCUUUCCAGAUGUAGUCUCACCCCUCAACUGCCUUGCUGCAAAGCUUUAGAGCUUUGAAGUUUUGUCACGGCUUUC
Durusdinium trenchii is the source of this 693-nucleotide messenger RNA. The record is from the annotation of a GenBank genome assembly. Lineage: Eukaryota; Dinophyceae; Suessiales; Symbiodiniaceae.